Molecule: messenger RNA, 1002 nt
Organism: Apodemus sylvaticus (European woodmouse)
Lineage: Eukaryota; Metazoa; Chordata; Mammalia; Rodentia; Muridae
Product: cathepsin 8-like
Exons: 7
Coding region: 1-1002 (333 amino acids)
Biological process (GO): immune response
Cellular component (GO): lysosome
Molecular function (GO): cysteine-type endopeptidase activity
Source: RefSeq, a predicted model, not a curated record
AUGGGUCCUGCUGUAUUGCUGGCCCUCCUGUGCUUGGGAGUGUCUGAAGCUACUCAAUCAUCUGAUCCCAGUUUGGAUUCUGAAUGGCAGGAGUGGAAGAUAAAAUAUGACAAAAACUACAGCCUGGAGGAAGAAGGGCAGAAGAGAGCAGUAUGGGAAGAAAACAUGAAACUGGUCAAACAACAUAAUAUUGAAUAUUAUCAGGGAAAGAAUAACUUCACUAUGCAGGUCAACGCUUUUGGUGACAUGACUGAUGAUGAAUACAGGAAAAUGUUGACUGCUAUUCCAGUCCAGAAUCUUAGGAAGAAGAGAAAUGUCCACCAGCCUAUUGUUGGUCAUCUACCCAAAUUUGUGGACUGGAGAAGAAGAGGCUAUGUGACUUCUGUGAAGGAUCAGGGCAUAUGUAAUUCUUGCUGGGCUUUUUCUGUGGCUGGUGCUAUUGAAGGACAAAUGUUCCGGAAAACAGGAAGACUAGUAUCACUGAGUCCACAAAACUUAGUGGACUGUUCAAGACCUGAAGGGAAUUAUGGCUGUCGUAUGGGCAGUACAUUCCUUGCUUUAAAGUAUGUGUGGAGAAAUGGAGGUCUAGAGGCUGAGUCAACCUAUCCAUAUGAAGGAAGGGAUGGACACUGCCGGUACCUGCCUGAACGUUCUGCUGCUAGAGUCACAGGUUUUUCGUUUGUCUCAAGUACUGAGGAAGCUUUAAUGCAUGCUGUAGCAACAAUAGGGCCGAUUUCUGUUGGUAUUGAUGCUUCACAUAAAUCUUUCAAGUUUUAUAGGGAAGGUAUUUAUUAUGAACCAAAGUGCAGCAGUAAUACUAUCAACCAUUCUGUUCUGGUAGUUGGCUAUGGCUAUGAAGGAAGAGAGUCAGAUGGAAGGAAAUAUUGGCUCAUAAAGAACAGUCAUGGAAAACAAUGGGGCAUGAAUGGCUACAUGAAGCUUGCAAGAGGCUGGAACAACCACUGUGGAAUUGUUAAAUAUGCUAUUUACCCCAGAGUGUAA